Molecule: messenger RNA, 2573 nt
Organism: Melanotaenia boesemani (Boeseman's rainbowfish)
Lineage: Eukaryota; Metazoa; Chordata; Actinopteri; Atheriniformes; Melanotaeniidae
Gene: irf6
Product: interferon regulatory factor 6
Exons: 8
Coding region: 265-1731 (488 amino acids)
Biological process (GO): immune system process; regulation of transcription by RNA polymerase II
Cellular component (GO): nucleus
Molecular function (GO): DNA-binding transcription factor activity, RNA polymerase II-specific; RNA polymerase II cis-regulatory region sequence-specific DNA binding; protein binding
Source: RefSeq, a predicted model, not a curated record
GAGUUUCGGUGAGUAGGAAAGAAGGGGAAGGACCGAGCCGAGGGAGAAAAAAAAGCGGCUCUUCAAAGUCACCUAAGUCAUCACGAGUUGUGCUUUUCUUUUUGUUAUAAAUGAAUUUCGUCGAAGUUAUCGUCGGUUAACGUUUCUCCAGGUGAGUUUUCGGGGAGUUUUAACUUCCACAGGAAACAGACGGUUUUAUUCUCAGCUGCUAGCUCGCAGCCCGUCAAGGAAAGACCUCCAACUUCCUGCUUAAGUUCAGUCAGGAUGUCAGUCACCCCUCGACGUGUCCGCCUCAAGCCGUGGCUGGUGGCUCAGGUGGACAGUGGACGAUACCCCGGUCUGGUGUGGAUCGACCGCGAGGCCAUGCGCUUUAAGAUCCCAUGGAAACACGCCACACGCCACACACCCCAGCACGAAGAUGAGGACACCAUAUUUAAGGCGUGGGCUGUAGAGACUGGGAAGUUUCAGGAGGGAGUUGAUGAACCUGAUCCAGCAAAAUGGAAAGCUCAGCUUCGAUGUGCCCUGAACAAAAGCAGAGAAUUUAACCUAGUCUAUGAUGGCACCAAAGAAGUUCCCAUGAAUCCUUUGAAGAUAUAUGAUGUCUGUGACAUCCCACAACCCCCCAGCAACCAAGCCUCUUCAGAUGCAGGUUCUCGGACUCCAGAUGAUUAUAAUGAUGAUGAUGUUGAUAUUGGUCCAGAGACACCAGAGUCUCCUCCUCCAUACCCAUCCAAUGGCACCAGUCCUUCUCCUCUCAUAAUGUGGUCUCCAGUGGGUUCAGAGUCAUCCAUGCAUCCUCCCAGUUGUCCCCCAUCAAUCGAGGUCUGGCCGAAAGAGGAGCCUACCGAUGUGGAGAUGCACCCAUCGCCCAUGGUUGAAAUGCCCAGUCCUCCUCUGCCCGAUCCCUUGCUGCAGCCCCCUCUGCUGUCAGAACAAUUUUUUGCCUCUCCAGAAAUGUGGAUCAGCUCCCUCCCAAUGACAGAUCUGGAGGUGCAGUUCCUGUACAGAGGGAAGGAGAUGUGUCCCACUGUGACUGUGAGCAACCCACAGGGCUGCAGGCUGUUCUAUGGGGAUCUUGGGCCCAUGGUCAACCAGGAAGAGCUGUUUGGGCCAGUAAACCUGGAACAGUUGCGCUUCCCGACCCCAGAGCACAUCACCAAUGACAAGCAGAGGGUCUUUACCACCCGCCUGCUGGAUGUGAUGGACCGAGGUCUAAUCCUGGAGGUCAGCGGCCAUGAUAUCUACGCAAUCCGCCUGUGCCAGUGUAAGGUGUACUGGUCCGGCCCCUGUGCUCCAAACACAGCUGCACCAAAUCUUAUAGAGAGGCAAAGGAAGGUCAAACUCUUUUGUCUGGAGUCUUUUCUCAGCGGUGUGAUAGCUCACCAGCGUGGCCUGACUCCAGACCCUACUGGGUUUGAAAUCAAUCUUUGUUUUGGAGAAGAGUGGCCCGAUGGAAGACCCAAGGAGAGAAAACUCAUCGUGGUUCAGAUCAUUCCUGUAGUGGCCCGAAUGAUCAGUGAGAUGUUUUCUGGAGACUGCACCCGAUCUUUUGACAGCGGCAGUGUUCGCCUGCAGAUUUCAGUCCCAGACAUCAAAGACAACAUAGUGACCCACUUAAAGCAGUUGUAUUGCCUACUGCAGACCCACCAAGGCCAGGACGGCUGGGCUUUGCCUCCUGGUCCAGGCCUAAACAUGGUCUUUUCAGACUCUGAGAAGCAACCCACACUGUGAACUAAUAUGUCUGUAGGUUUCACACUGCCACUGAAAGUUGCCAGUUCUUAACCAAGAAGUACUAAUGUGUAAUCAAAUCUAGAAGUGUGUGCAUUAUGCUUUAAGAUUUCUAUGCCUUUCGACUUCUUUCUAGUAAAACUGUGCUGUGACUAUGCUUUUUUUUUUUUAUAUUUAAAAGUGGUGCAAAGAGUGGUGACUCAGUGUGCAAAAAAUAUAAACAGAUGUGGUUGCUAUGUGGGCCAGAGUCCUGCUUGUUACAAGGCAACACUUAUCAUAGUUAAUGAGUAACAGAUAUUGCCCUAUGUCUUAUUUAUCCAAAUCGGGUAGUGAUUACCUGACUGUACUAGACAUGGUCAGUCAUGACCUGGGGACAGAUGUCUCUUUAUCUUUUGACCCUACAUAACUUGGAGCAAUGUAUCUAACAAGGGAUUUUAUAGUUAGAAAAAAAUUAGGCAAAUGUAAAUCAAAGUAUGGAUAGCAACAGAUUUUUACAGUUCCUACAUGGCAGUACAGUCCAGUGAUAUUUGAAACAUUUAGGUGGAUCAACUCUUUAAAGACACUCACAGAAUCGUAAGUUUUCCACAGUAGAGUUUGAUCAGCAUUUUGUCUUUAGCCAUUUUAAUUUCCCAUUAACCGUGUAGGGUAUUAUUAUUAUUGUUAUACUGUAUAUUUCAUUUAAGUCACUUAUAUCCAGGCUGCCUUUUAACUAAAUGACAAUCAGCUACAUGGGUUUCUUUUUAAAUGGAUUCCACUGCACUUUGGGCGCUGAAUUGUUUUAUGGCAUGUUGGGUGUAUUUACCAUCUGAUUGCAUGUUAAUUUUACCAAUAAAAAUGCUAAGAUA